GCGAUUCAAUAAGAUGUAUUAUUCGCGAGGGAAAUUGUUUUAAUCGUAGUGUGAACAAAUAUAUCUGGCGGAAGAUUAUAUAUGAUUAUCUGAUAGGAACAAAUAAACACAGAAUACACCUGUAUUACGGCACUCGGUAAGAGGUCAGACAGGUUAUCUAAUACAAACGAAACCAACAGAAUGUCUGAACAAGACGGAUUUGGCAAUGAGUAUUUAUUGCCUUCGAUUGUCAUCAAAGAUGUUCGAAAGAGCUAUUACCCGAACCUCGCCCAGCCAGUCCACAGUUUGACAGCGAACCGCAUGUUCGCGUACCUCUACCCAACCGGGUAUACUAGGAACAGCAUGAGUUCCUUUCGGACUGGCCAUCCAGUUCUUCCCAGUGUUAAAUACAAUUAUGGAUUUCAGGACAAGAAAAACAAAGGGAAGAAAACAAGAACAGACAAGCUAACAUUAUCUAUCGGAUUAACAUCACCGUAUUAUCUCACCGACUUACGGAAAUCUACCCCGAGGUAUCGGGACCGCACUAGGGUCUAUCUCAGCAGGCAACGUCCACCACGACAAAGGACUGUCAAGCCCCUGGUCAGGUUCCGACGAGUGGUCAAGACUGUCCAGGUGUUAUUACGAGCAACCCUCACUAAUAGACAGACCCAUCGAACGGACGCCAAGUACCUGUCGUGGGCUCACGAUGACUUCUCGUCUUCCAAGAGAACGUACGAGUUGUUCGGCCUCAGUUUUGAUCCUAGUGACUACAGGGCGAAAAAAGAGGUGUACCUAAGCAACGAGGCUAAGGUUAUCCUGUCGAUGGAUCCAAGGGACAGAACUGACGACCAUCUAAAGGUGGCGCUACUAGCGCUCAAUAAUGCCGUGGAGGCUUUUGGUGAAUUUCCCAUCACCAUGCAACGCUCUCUAGUCCGAGUCGGUUGGUAUGAAUGUUUUGAAGACAAACGGGUCAUCAUUCGUCAAGGUCACAUGGCUGACAAUUUCUACUUCAUCUUGUCUGGUACAGCGGUCGUAACGAUAUUAGAGACAGAUCAAGACACAAAAGAACAGCUAGUCCGAACGGCGGCCCUUCUUGGCAAGGGUAAUAGUUUCGGGGAAUUAGCGUUAAUGCACGGCGCCAAGAGGAGCGCAACUGUGACGUGUAAAAACAGCGUGGAGCUGCUAGCGGUGGGCAGGGACGAUUUUAUCGAUAUAUUCAUGCCUGUGGAAAAGGACCAAGAGCCAGAACACAUUCGAUUCCUGCGUUCUGUCAUCUUACUGAGGGGCUGGCCGAUCGUCAGGCUUCCAUACCACGACCCAAAAAUAUGCUGCUUCACGUAUUUCCGACGCGGGCUUCUCCUUUGCAAAGACAGCAAUACGUCAGAAUGGGUUUACGUAAUCAAAACAGGCACCUGUCGGGUUUUGAAGGCACUUCAAACCACUCGACCAAAUAUUCCUGGACUAGAACCCAAUCCUAAGAAAAAUCAGAAACCAUUAAAGUUACCUCCCAUCACGCAUUCACAAUCUGUGUCGUCAUCAUCAACAUCCCUUUCUUCAUCUAUCGACUGGGGUUCCCCUCGCUCCCCUAGGAUCUCCUCGAAUGACGGACAUAUACCAAAGAAGUUCCGGAAGUGCACAACAGAAACAAUGGCGAAUCUUUUCUCCAAGCAAUCAAAAGAAGAGCGUCUCUCUUCAGCUGAUCAUAAGCGUCGAAUCGAUAAAGUGUUUGAGAGAACACACGCAAAUACAUCUAGAAGAGGAAAAGAACGUUUACCGACCCACAAAGACCUUGAAAGCAUUCCAAGCAGUUCUGAACUCAACAAACAGCAGGAUACAGUCUUCGUACAGAUACAGAAGCUGGGGCCGAAGGAGACGUACGGCCUGGAACAGGUUGCCUUUGGAAUGAUAGGUAAAACCACCAGCACGAUAUUGGUAUCGGAAGGAGCGGAGUGUAUCCUCAUCAACCGGAAAUUUUUCAAACAAUAUCUUACAGACGAAGAAGCCAAACGAAUACGACACACAUUACAACCGAUUCCUACCGAGGAAAGUUUACAGCAGAAGUUACAGGACAAAACCAAUUGGGAAGCAUACAAGGCCUUAACUGUUGUUACUCACCUACUAUACAAACGUCAAGAGGACAACAACGCAUCUCCGUUCUACUAAAACAUUGUAACAAAUCUACUAUACAAACGACAAGAGGACAACAGCACCUCUCUGUUCUACUGAAACAUUUGACAAAUCAACUAUACAAACGACAAGAGGACAACAACAUCGCUCUGUUCUACUGAAACAGUGUAACAAAUCUACUAUACAAACGACAACAGGACACAUUUGACAAAUCUACUAUACAAACGACAAGAGGACAACAUUGUAACACAUCUACUAUACAAACGUCAAAAGGACAACAACGCCUCUCUGUUCUACUUAAACAUUUGACAAAUCUACUAUGCAAAGGUCAAGAGGACAACAACGCCUCUCUGUUCUACUGAAACAUUGUAACAAAUCUACUAUACAAACGUCAAGAGGACAACAACGCCUCUCUGUUCUACUGACAACAUUGUAACAAAUCUACUAUACAAACGUCAAGAGGACAACAAUACCUCUCUGUUCUACUGACAACAUUGUAAUAAAUCUACUAUACAAACGACAACAGGACAACAACGCCUCUCUGUUCUACUGAAACAUUUGACAAAUCUACUAUACAAAGGACAACAGGACAACAACGCCUCUCUGUUCUACUGAAACAUUGUCACAAAUCUACAAUACAAACGACAAGAGGACAACAACGCCUCUCUGUUUUGCUGAAACAUUGUAACAAAUCUACUAUACAAAGGACAAGAGGACAACAAUACCUUUCUGUUCUACUGAAACAUUGUAACAAAUCUACUAUACAAACGACAACAGGACAAUAACGCCUCUCUGUUCUACUGAAACAGUGUAACAAAUCUACUUUACAAAGGACAAGGGGACAACAAUACCUCUCUGUUCUACUGAAACAUUGUAACAAAUCUACUUUACAAAGGACAAGAGGACAACAAAACCUCUCUGUUCUACUGAAACAGUGUAACAAAUCUACUAUACAAACGACAACAGGACAACAACGCCUCUCUGUUCUACUGAAACAGUGUAACAAAUCUACUAUACAAAGGACAAGAGGACAACAAUAACUCUCUGUUCUACUGAAACAUUGUAACAAAUCUACUAUACAAAGGACAAAAGGACAACAACACCUCUUUGUUCUUCUGAAAAAAUGUACCAAAUCUACUAUACAAACGACAACAGGACAACAACGCCUCGUUGUAAUAUUGAAACAUUUUAACAAAUCCACUCUACAAACGUUAGUAGGAAAAGACGGGUUCUACUGAAGCAGACCACGAUGCAAUCACAUUUGGUUGUAUCAUUUUAUCGAACCAUACAACAGCGUCGAGAUAGGAUAUUACAAAACGAGCCCUACCCGAUAAAACUGUACCCUCACCAAUGGCGUUCAAAGCUGUCGCUAAUGUUUCCUUGGCUUACAGAAUAAGACAAAUCAAAGCAUUAGAGUAGUCACUGCAUCCCGCUGAUAACCAGAAAAAAAUCAUGGAACUUGAUAUUGUUUCUCGAAUAUUUGUACUGACUUCGUGACAGAAAAUGACUCUAUUUUCUCCUAGUUGAAUGAGACAAAAAGUGUUUUUAUUCACAGCACCGGGGAAUAGGAACGUAUGUGCCGAAGAGUUUGUUAUGGAAAAAAGAGAUACUAGAACUGCUAGGAUUGUAACCACCAGUGAAAAGUGUAACUUGGUCUAGUUGAUUUGUGUUUAUUCCUUUACAGUAAUACGGGUGUGGCAGUUACCGGUAGAGUGGCAAAUAUAUUACGUUACCAACAAGUGCCGAUGACUAAACAAACUGUUCAAGUGAUGCUAAUUUUUUUUUAUUAACAACAUUGAACCGAGUAUACAUGUACCAUAAUACUGUAUUACAAAACAUUGUUUUAACUUUAAGCCUGAUAUGUGAAUGUUAUCAUUGACUGAAGCAUGCAUCAUUUUCCCAGUUAUUUAUACUGAAAACAUGUCUGUUUCCCAUCAAGUCACAAAUGAAUAUUUAUUAGAUAUUUGAAAUACGUGGUUUCAUUUAAUUUUAGUACGUAAGUCGCAAUUAAGUGAUUAUGUAAUGGUCAACGAUAUGUUAUAGAUGACUUAACUACUUGGAAUGUGUAUAUAGCAUUAUGUGUUAUGAAUUGUGUAUGGGGAUAUCUAUGAACAGAACAGUGUGAAUGAAACAGAGCGAAUGAUUCUUGAAAACUUAUAUGACUAACUCCACAACUACUAUGUACUAACUUACAAAUAGUAUAUAUAUAUAUGAAUUAA
This is a messenger RNA of Mizuhopecten yessoensis (Yesso scallop), 4325 nucleotides long. RefSeq names its product cyclic nucleotide-binding domain-containing protein 2-like. Bases 181 to 2142 code for a protein of 653 amino acids. The transcript has 12 exons. The record is from RefSeq and is a predicted model, not a curated record. NCBI's taxonomy places the organism in Eukaryota, Metazoa, Mollusca, Bivalvia, Pectinida, Pectinidae.